ACUCUUCCGCCUGCUCGUCCGUUCUCCGCCGCUUUACGCUACUCUUCCGCCUUGCGCUCAAGACGUCUCUCGACCUCUUCCUUCUCCUUCUCUCCGAGAGUGCGCGGCUCGCGCUCGCUCUCUGAAAACGGAUGCAAUCUGGCGUCCAUUGACGAGCCCAUCAACGAGGCAUCCUCGUCCUUGAAUCCGCUCUCUGCAACUCCUCUGCACGGAAAGAAUCACCGCUCCCUCCUCGUCCGCGCCCAGCCACCGCUCCCUUUUCCUUCACCACCAAUCACUGCUCCCUUUUUCUUCAUCAUCAAUCAUCGCUCCCUCCUCCUUCGGGACCCUCCGCCGCCUCCUUCCCCUCCCGUUCUGCUUCAUCUGAGUUAGAAGUGAGCGCCUUCACCGCCAGGCAGUGAGCUGUACAGACUGAUCGACAGUACGAGGCUUGGCGCACAUGAUUGCACGUGCCCGCAUCCACCACUGCCUCACAUCUUCGCCCUCACUUCUUCGUCCUCACGUCUUCGCCCUCAAUUCUUACACUCCCUUACUCUUCAAACACCCCCCAUCACUGCUUCAACCAUACCUAUCUCCGGCAUCAGCUCGCUCACACUCACCCACCGGCGUCGGAUCUUUGGGUAGACUACGAACUUCACAGCGAAGUUCCUACCAUCUACCAUCAUGGCCGACCCGGAGCCCAUGCCGACGCAGCAAGAACUUGACAAAGCCGUUCUCAUCUGGGGCGACUGGUUCUCGAUCGGAUACAUGCAGGUGGGGAACGAACGCAAGCGCGUGUGGAUCAAGAUCAACUUCAAGGUCAACAGCAAGACAAACACCCGCUACCAGCAAUUCGUAUGUCGCCUUGAAUCUGGUCCCGCUUCGAUCGAAGUUUUGGAGCUGCUUCCACAUUUGGAGGCAAAAUGGGACGGUGAAGCGGCAUACAUGCUAGAUCCCUGCUGGAAGGAGUCGGAGCGCCGCGAGAGGAACCAUGCGGUCGACGUGAUCAUCAAGUCCACCAUCAUACGGAACCGGGAAUUCGUCGCCUAUCAAAAGAACGCAGAAAGAAUUCAUUCCCCAGCUUGAGCGAUGGGGCACUUGGGUUCCGGGGACCGUG
Messenger RNA from Neohortaea acidophila, 1096 nucleotides. RefSeq lists its product as uncharacterized. Bases 440 to 931 code for a protein of 163 amino acids. The record is from RefSeq and is a predicted model, not a curated record. The transcript has 2 exons. NCBI's taxonomy places the organism in Eukaryota, Fungi, Ascomycota, Dothideomycetes, Mycosphaerellales, Teratosphaeriaceae.